UAAAAUGGCACCUCUAUAGCUUUUUAACUAAACAACGAAUAUACUCACAUGUUUUGCUGCUACGGGCCAACAAUACCAACGACAUACGAAUGAGCAAACUAACGAUGCUGAACAAUGCCGACAUCUUGUCUAACAUUCCACCGCUCGGUGGUAAGGAUAGUGCCCAGCACCGGGAAGUGGUCGCCCGUUGGCGUGUGCCCAUGUACGGCAAGGUGUACGAGAUCGAGUUCGAACACGGCACGGCUAGCGGGAAGCGAGUGCUGUGGAUCGAUAAGCAGGAAAUCUUCCGAAGGGACUGGAUGUUCAAGCUGGUCGGGGAAGAUAUGUUCAAGCUGGAGGAUAAACGAUGCAUCAUACGGGUUGAUCCAUUGCCCGGCUUUCGGUACAGUUACUCGCUGUUCGUGGAUGGCAAAUCGUACGAACAGUUCACUGAAAGCCAAGCCAAAGCGCUCAAAACGUGGGAAGCAAAGCUGGGUGAUAAUUUCUACCGGAUUGUGCUAGAAAAAAAUACCUUAAAUAUCUACGUAAACGGAAAGCUUAUUGAAGAAAAUGGUGAGUUCGUAGAAGGUGGAACCGAUACAACAUUCAUCGAGGAUAGCAACACGUUUGUGCUGAGUGCCCGAACAAGCGGUAACAAACGUGAAGGUAUAGUCCAUCGGUUGACGGUAAACGGUAUGGAGGUGUUUGAUUCCGGCACGAUGAUUUAGCAAAACAAUGGCUUCUUUCGGACAUGGUUUUACACCUGUUGUUGCCUCGGACAAAAGCAACAAUCUGCGGAGCGACUCAGUGGAGCUUUGAUUUUAAUAUUUUUUAUUUGAAAUAGUUUCAAUUUCAGCGAUCCGGUUUUCUGUUUUGAAGGUGUCAGACCCAUACGAUACUGGUUAGUGUCAGUUAUAAGUUAAUCGUAUUUGUUUGUAUUUUGUGAUUUUUUUGUUUUUUUUUUUGUUUU
Messenger RNA from Anopheles funestus (African malaria mosquito), 949 nucleotides. RefSeq names its product fas apoptotic inhibitory molecule 1. The transcript is spliced from 3 exons. Gene Ontology annotation, biological process: positive regulation of neurogenesis; negative regulation of extrinsic apoptotic signaling pathway via death domain receptors; canonical NF-kappaB signal transduction. Lineage: Eukaryota; Metazoa; Arthropoda; Insecta; Diptera; Culicidae. Bases 90 to 707 code for a protein of 205 amino acids. The record is from RefSeq and is a predicted model, not a curated record.